GUUCUUUGCUAGUUUUAGUCCAUUAACAAUAUUAUUGGAAUGUAUCUUUAAUCUUGAGCAGGAAAUGUUGAACGAAGUUUCGGGUCAGAAGGAUUUUGAUGUUUCAAACUGUAUUAUUGGAAUUUAUAAUAUAAUAUCGUCAGUGAUGCCGGCUGCUGAGAGAAAUUGAGGGUUUUGGUUGAUCUUAUUAAUGCUAUUCCAAUAGCUAGAAUAAUUGCGAAAACAAAUUUGUUGAAGCAGAGGAACACCUGUUCAUUUGCAUCCAGUCAGUUAUGAAGACCGGUAAUGUUACUCUUCUUUGAAGCGCCAGGACAUCGUUUGCAUGAAACUGCAGCAAGGUAAGAUGCGAUACUUUUCACUCUGACAAACCAAUUUCAUGUGACCGUUACUAUGAUUUUUCAGAAUUAAUUAAAAUGAUUUGAUAUUAUUCGACAUUGUUAAUCUGUUAUAGUGGCAUUUCCAAAGUACAUACAUUUAUCGAUUAAUCUGGGGUGUAUUCAUUACGCCGAUUCGGUUGCAGAACGUUUCUUAAACGGAAGAUAAGGGAACGAAACGGAGGGACCUACCUACAUUUGACCAAUAGAAAAAUUGGGGGUCUAAUGAUUACACCCCAGGUUGCCUUACCUUUGACGCAAGGCAUGUUGAAUGGACUGCUGGGCAAUUCCAUGGUAAAAGAGUGAUCCUGAGACUCAGAUUUUUCACUUUUUAAAAUGUAUGUCAAACAAAAACCAAUGAUUGCAAAGUUUAACAAACCAUAUAACUCUAUGCAGAAGGACUACUUUUAUCAAUUUCCACAAAACAGCACAAACCGUAAUUCUGUUACCAAACUUUGCAUCUGCACUGUUCUACAAGUAAAUUAUUUUGUAAAAUUCUAUGGACAUUGUUAAAAGUAGUCAUUGUGCUUAGUUGUAUGGUUUGAUUAACUUUGCAAUCAUUUGGUUUUUGUUUGACAUUUUUAAGUACAACAAAUCUGAGUUUCAGCAUCACUCUGUUACCUUGCAAUUGCCCAGCUGACUCCCAUAAUUCAUCCUAGGCGCCAUCUAAAAAAAAAGCUGCUCCACUGAAAGGAAAACCAUAUGUCCUCAAUUCCCUCCAAAUUCCCCAGUCUGCACUGACCUGACUGUCUGCCACUAGGACAGUAAAUUACCCUACUUCAGAUAAAGAAUCACAUAACAUUUUACACAUUACUCUAUUUACUCAUGGACAUCCUUGAUCCUAUUAAAAAGCACUGUGCAGAAAAAUGCAGUCUGACCACAUUUUGAACAUAGCGUUAUGAUGGGAGGUACUGCAUGUGUUCCACUGUAUCCUUUAUCUACCUGCUUGUAAACAUGCCAAGAGAACUGGACAUAUUUACAGUGGAAGUUUACUUCACCUUUAGCCUGGGGUGGGAUGAGUGUGUGAUAACACUUAAUAUGUGUGUAUUUCUGAUCUGUCCCUAGCACAGCCAGCCAGAAGUCUAGGUCAGUUGAUCUCUGAUUUAUGUGACACACACACACCAAAGCAUGCCAUUGUUUUUAGGAGGAUAAAUAUUUUGGGUGGUGUCGGGGCGGUGGAGGGGUAGAAAGCAAAGCUGUUUCCUGAGAAGUGGGCUCACCAAACAAUGGCCAUCGUCUCGGAACAGUCGGCGGUUCUCGGUCAAAGCAACAUCUGAGGGGGGCAGUAGGAUGUUGAGAGAAUGUCUGAGAAAAGAGAGAGGGGGACAAAUGAAAGUACAACACAAUGGCUUGAGACGUAGCGCUCACACAGGAGAGUGGUGUUUUUGGGACGUUCUUAAAAGACAGCGGGAGAGUGAUGUCCAGCUGGUGGUGUUGCUUAACCUUAACCUAGACAGUCAUUUGUUUAGGUCACCUUUUCCCAUGUAGUUUCAGCACUCUAAGUCAGAGACAAUUCGAUUCAAUACCAUAUAUUCAACCCACUUCACUUCUUACCGCACAUGAACUUGCAAUACAUUUCAAGUCACUUUUUAGAUUUGUAAUGUAAAAGACUACAGUGUCAAAUACUUUGUUGUUCACCGCAUGGUUGUCAUGUCUUCUACUAAGCCUACAAAUCAUACGCUAGAGGCAAGGGUUAAGCCUAUGAUAAUGAUAACUUGGUAAUGACAGGUGUUAAGAUGGACAAUGACACCUCACUGGACUGGAACUUGUUUAGCUGUUUUAACAGCUGUGGUUGCAGAGUCUGUUAAUAUGGGUAUGAGAGUGAGUGGGAAGGUAUUCUCCUUCAAGACGAGGCACAGUAACUGUUAAAUAUUUGAUGGCUCUGUACUGAAUCUAGUGACUGGCAGUAAAUGAAUAUUGCCUCAGACUGCGUCAUUGCUGCACCUAAUCCUGGGCUGCCCCCCCCCCCCCAGUACAUUGUGUCCUAACUGUCCUGUUUCACUACUGACACAUGUCCAAGUUCCGGUCUCCACUCUGCAUAAUAAUGUUCUAAAAGGGAUAGUUCACCUGAAACAAAUGUUUUAAGUAAAAUGUCUGGAAGAUAUGAGCUGUGUCCAUAUUCCACAUUAGAACUUAUCUUAUGGUGUUAACAUUGGCAAUUCAUGUCUGAUUUAUGUGGUAAUGUAUUUAACUAUGCCACACUUUAACCCCUUAUGUUCCUCUUUCUCUGUAUUGCAGAUCAAGACGUUGAAUCCAACUGUACCCGAUUCAAAGAGAAACUGGGAAACAAGCCUGGGAAAAGGACUGAGGACCACGACACCUGUGCCCCGUCGACCCCCAAGCCUAACCCCAACCCCCCCAAAACGUAUAUCCACCAUGUCUCUCAACACCUUCCACCUGAUGGAGACCCUCAAGAACUCCCCGUCCGUUUUACGCCGCCGCUUCCGCCGUGACCGCACCGAGUCCCUCUCCCACGGCGACCCGCUCUUCAAGGUCCACUACCUGGGCACUGAGAAAAUCUUCUCCCUGGAUCUACAGCAGGCCCAGGACGCCAUAGCCCGGCUGCUCGAUGGAGCCGCCAAGGGAAAGAAGCUGAGCAAAGACCACGCGUUGGUUGUUCGUCCACGCUAUGUCGAAGUCAAAGAGCUCAGUACAGGACGCCAGCUCACUAAGACGUACCUCCAGGACAUCGCCUACUGCGCGGCCGACGCCACCAGACCCAACGUGUUUCUGUACAUCUGUAAGCAUCACGGGCAACAGCUGCAGUGCCGGGUGUUUUGGUGUAGCCGGGCGGAGCGGGCACGGGACAUGACGGCCUGCCUGGCACACUCCUUCCAGAGGGCACUGAGCGACUGGCAGGGGGACAGUGACGUUGGGUUAGCGGGAAGCACCGGCACUCUGACCCCAGAAAAGGUCAGGGUGAAGGAGGGAGAGGUUAUGUCCAGCAACACAACUACCCCCAAAAGCUCUAUACUACCAGACAGCUGUGAAAGAGGUGAGAACACAGGCCUGACACGCUGAAGUAGUCCUUUGAAAUCAAUAGAAACCACAUUUUUGGGGGGGUCAAGGGCGUUGCCUAGCAAUGGGAAACUGUCAAAGGGAUGAAUUGAUAGUCUCCCAUUAACACAUGAAUUUGUCUGUACCUGUAUUUCCACAUUGCACCUGUCUGCUCUUGAGAGUUGUAUGUGAUAAAACCAAGCCCAGCCAACCUGUAACUCCCUCCCUCUCUCUUCUCUGUCUGUUUGCAGUCCGUUGGAAGAAGAGGAGCUCCCUAUCUCGCAGUCCACUGAGAGCCAUGACCAGGAAGGGAUCCACCUCCGACAUCUGGCACUGAGACCCCGAUUCCCAGCAUGGCACACUAAACUGACCACACCCCCAGGGGCUAGUUACAGCACGGACGGAGGGGGAGGGAGGGAUUGAAAGAACCCACCAAUAUUGGACACAACAGGAUUGGAAAAAAGGAGUGUGAGGGAGGGGGAUCACUGCUGGACUUUCUUUCAUAUGAGACAUUGCCUUACACGGUGAGUCUACAGUACUGUUCAUGACUGGAAUGAACGGUAGCCUACAAACUGCGGAAGUUAAUGACUAGCUACCUUGACCUUUGCCACUGGAUUACUAGGGAACAAGGUGUUUGGUUGAUAGCGUUGUACUGUACGCUGUUGGCAGCAACCAGUAUUCACCUCAGUGGCCUUGUGACUCGCUUUCACUGUUGGAAAGCUUCAAGGCUGAACUGCUAAUUUCCAAUGCUACUCCAAGUUACUUGUUUUCCACCGAGUGGCCUUGAUACUCUGAACUGUCAGUUAUGCUUAGAAGAAAGGAGCACAAGUUAUUGUGUACCUUUUUAGCUGGACAAGGAUAUGCCUAAAGAUUUCACCAAACCGCAAUCUCCUCUCCAUACAAUGCCGAACACAGCCUGGACUGGUUGAAACUGGUCAUAGACAGUCAUAGCAAUGACUGGUUUUUAACGUUUGUAUUUAUUUAUUUUAAUGAGACGUUUGUAACACAGUUCUUCCACAUCUUCUAUUCUUGAACCUGAAACGUGAGCGCAGUGUUAGUCUUGGGAGAGGGGUUACAAACAGAGAUAGUGUGUGUGUGUGAGGAUUCAUGGGGCAAAAAGGGUUAAUUUGAGCAGACCAUAGAAGAACAUGGGCUAUUGUUGUCAUAGCUACACAGUAAUCUGCGUUCAUAGGCAAGGUUUUAAUACAUUUUAGUAUCAAUUCAUUCGGUUCAGACUUCACCACAUACGUCAUUUAGUCCAGUGGUUCCCUACCUUUUUCGG
Coregonus sp. 'balchen' is the source of this 4653-nucleotide messenger RNA. The record is from the annotation of a GenBank genome assembly. NCBI's taxonomy places the organism in Eukaryota, Metazoa, Chordata, Actinopteri, Salmoniformes, Salmonidae.